ACUGUAUAAUUUGGUGAUCGGAAAAACAACGUCCAGCGAUAAUGACGUGUUAGCGCAUGCGCCUGAAAGUAAGCAUGAACGAUUUAAAUAGACCAGGCACAUACUCUGUUGUGGCUGUAGGUUAUGUUCUGGAUUUAACGCUGUCUAUCCUCUCUUCAUAGCCUUUCUCCUCUCCUCCACUUGUCUGAAAGAUAAGUCAUUGUGUGCACAUCGUGUGCACCUCACGGAUGGUGAAUUUGUCUGUCGAACUUUUGCUAUUAUUAGGCUAUUGUUUCGGUUGUAGGGACAUUGCUGUUCAUUUUUUGAAAAUAAUGCUGGCUACUGAGGAAAGCCCUGUGGCGUUGUUGCUUAAGGCCAACAUUUGCUUCCCCAAAGAAGAGGCCCCGGGGCCUCUGUGGUGCUCCGAUGUCCCUCACCCACAGCUGAAGAUCCCGGGUGGGCGAGGGACUGGAAGGGAUCCCCCUCUCCAAAAGCUCCUCCACAAUGAUGGUAGGUUGACGGUGACUCAGGUGACUUCUGUGCAUGGAGUCUUUCCCAUCCUAUACUUUAACUACUGGCUGAGCGAGCGCCAUAGUGCAUGCUGGAAGACGGUGGUGACUGCAGAUAACCUCUUCCUGGAAAUCCCAGAGGGCACUCUCCCAGAGGGUAGUAAAGAAGGUCUAACCAGUCUUCUCGAGUUUGCAGAGGAGGAGUUGGGUGUCAGCCACGUGUUUCUUUGGUUCUCCAAAAGCAGGGAGGAUCGAUCCGUUCUUACCAGAACUUUCCACUACAUGGGCUUUGAAGUUGUGAAGCCAGGCCACCCUCUGUUGCCCGUAAGGGCAGACCUUCUGUUCCUAGUCUAUUCCAUCGCACCGGCUUGCUCUGAUGAAGACUGAACUGAACACAUGGAUGGAUACAGUGGAUUGUUAUUAUUUAUUGUUGACAGAUAUGACAAUGACUCAAACUGGAGCAAUAUUUGAUUCCAGGUUAACUCUAUUCAGAAUUAUUUAGUGCCUUGUCCCUACAGUCUUACAUAGCUUCUUUCAUUACCUUAGGUCUGAUCUGUAACUGGGAUAGAAAGGAUGGAAGUGAUGGAAGCUAGUUAAGCCUACUGGGACUGGCUGUAUCACCUUUUUGUCUGUUGUCUUGUUUCAUAGUAGCCUACAUGUCACUUCAACUGGAAGAAAGCCCUAAAUGCUGUAGCUCAAAUGCAGACUGGUGGAUGUUUUUGGUUAGUCAGUCUUCAAUAAUAUGACUAAAUGUAAAUAAUAGAAAAACUGAAGAUUA
Molecule: messenger RNA, 1266 nt
Organism: Hypomesus transpacificus
Lineage: Eukaryota; Metazoa; Chordata; Actinopteri; Osmeriformes; Osmeridae
Gene: oaz2a
Product: ornithine decarboxylase antizyme 2a
Biological process (GO): positive regulation of protein catabolic process
Cellular component (GO): nucleus; cytoplasm
Molecular function (GO): ornithine decarboxylase inhibitor activity
Source: RefSeq, a predicted model, not a curated record